Molecule: messenger RNA, 210 nt
Organism: Symbiodinium pilosum
Lineage: Eukaryota; Dinophyceae; Suessiales; Symbiodiniaceae
Source: the annotation of a GenBank genome assembly
AUGCCCUUGCCGGAAUUUGACGUGCAAGCAGAUGCACGUCAAGGAUCUCCCGACACGCUGCCGGACAAAGCGCCGGGGGUGAGGAGCGGUUCCAAAGAUGAACCGGCGCUUGAGGAGGGAGAAAGAUCCAAGAAAGAGAAACGCAAAGAAAAAAAGGAGAAGAAGGACAAGAAGAAGAGCAGCAACGAUGACGGCUGCAGUGCAAUGUAG